Molecule: messenger RNA, 3248 nt
Organism: Podarcis muralis (Common wall lizard)
Lineage: Eukaryota; Metazoa; Chordata; Lepidosauria; Squamata; Lacertidae
Gene: BUB1
Product: BUB1 mitotic checkpoint serine/threonine kinase
Biological process (GO): protein phosphorylation; meiotic sister chromatid cohesion, centromeric; mitotic spindle assembly checkpoint signaling
Cellular component (GO): nucleus
Molecular function (GO): ATP binding; protein kinase activity
Source: RefSeq, a predicted model, not a curated record
CCGACCAAUCCCGAAAUGGCCAGAACGCCUUGUGCGGCUGCGCGGGACCAUUUGAAUUUUUUUAAAUGUUUCUUCCCAGUUAUGGUGGACGCGGCAGCUUCCAUGGCUUCGCCGGCGCCUGGGGUAGCCCUGGAGCUUUCCGCGCGCGCACAAAUGUUUGAAACUCUCAUACAGAACUACAGCGGUGAUGACCCACUUGAUCCUUGGUAUAGGUAUUUUCAGUGGGUUGAAGGUCUAUCGGGAGUAGAAGGGAGACAAAAGCACCUGCUGUACCUGCUGGAGCGGCUUGUGAAAAUAUUUUUAAGUGACAAGAGGUACCAGCACGACACAAGAUACAUCAACUGCUGUGUGACGUUUGCCGACUUCAUUGAUAAGCCGAGCAAUUUUUUUGACUAUUUGUUCAGCCAAGGGGUUGGUAGCAAGUCAUCUCUUCUGUAUUGUGCUUGGGCUCAGAAGCUUGGCAUGCAAGGAAAUAUAUCUCAUGCAAGCGCUGUUAUUCAAAAGGGUAUUCACAAUGGAGCAGAACCAAUUGAGAAGCUGCAUCAACAGUACAGAUUUUUGCAGAGCUGCUUACCUCAGAAUCAAAUUUCAAAUCACGUUGGUGUUCUGCAGCCUCUUAAUCCCCAAAUGUCAAAUCAGAUGGCUCCUAAAGAAGGCCCAGUCUGUGCUAAUCAAAAUCAGAAUCCAGCCAAUUCUGAACAACAGCCCAUCAUCUGUAGGGAACAAGAACAAUUGGAACAGCCUAGAUAUGUCACCACUAUUUCCAGGUCAGAAAUCCUACCGACUCCAUCCAAUCCUAACCUUGAGCAGAAGGUCAUGUACGACAAGAACCUUCUCAUCUGUGAAGGUUCUGAACUGUGCUUUGAAGAAGUCAGAGCAAAUGCACAUUUUAAAAAGGCUGAGCAGUUGAAAAGGAACAAAAAAUGGGAGGAUGAUGAGAGAGAAUUUUUGAAGAAGAAGGAAAAUGACCUUCUUGAGCUACAGAAACUACAGCAGAGGCUAGAUCAGCUCUCCCAGACAUCAUCAACAUCCCAGAUAACUACAGCACAGCCAUCUACUUGGCAAUCCCUUCAAAGCUCCACAGUGGGUGACUCAUACGUACAAACCUGUGCAGUUCAGGGUCAGCCAGAGUGGGCAGUACCUUCCCUGGCUGGAUAUCUACAAAAGUCUUUGAAUUUGGGGACAGAACAUCAGAGUUUGGCAUCAGGUGCUUCGGCUUCACAGCUGGUAGGAAGUCGGCAGCAAAUAGCAGUUUCCGAUGAGAUUUCGGUGGGUGGUGCUUCAGCUACACAACCAGUCAGGAAUUUCCAGCAACAACCAAUCUUGGUUUCUGCAUCAACCAUCCCCAGCGGAAAGGCUGCAUCCAAAGCAAAACUUGAUCUUGAAGAUUGUGAGAAUAGUCUGCACAGAUUUCAAGUCAGCUCUGAUGAUCAGCCGCCCCAGAAACGUGCUAUCCUCUCCAACAUUUACCAUCAUGCAGAGCAGCACUUGGACACAUCUCAUCAGAAACCGCAACACUCCGCAGAAAUGAGAGAUGCAUCGGGUGGUAGAAAUUCUUCCAUUUUCAACGACAACCGUCAUACCACUCCAAACACAUCAAGUAUGACACAAGCGACUCCGUCUAAAAUACUUCCAUCUCCCACUGUUCACACUAAAGAGGCCCUGGGAUUUAUCAUGGAUGUCUUCCAAGCAUCUUCCUUCAAAGAUACUACUAUACUUUCAGAAGAUGAAGAUGAGUUUGAGGCCUACUGUAGAAAUAACGGACUGGACAAGGCUUCCAGCGUUAAGCCCAGUGCUCCUGUGGCACCACCUGCCUUUACGAUCUUUGAAGACGAGAAUGCAGAUGUUCCCGUGCAUCCCCCAAAGUUGACAGGAUCCAAAGUCUUUGGAGAACGUCCCACAGUCAGCUGUGCUGCCAAACGAGCAGAGGUAAAUCCGCCAACGGAGGGCCCGAAGGAUGACUGCACCGUGUGGGCUAAUUUCUGCAACAAGACCCUGGCUCCUACUCCAGGCAGCACAGGAGAUUUUGCUUGUGCUGCGCAACUUGCCUCUACGCCAUUCCACACCAUUCCACUGUCUGCCUGUCAACUGACUCAGGUAGUUGAAGACCCUUGGAGCAACAGCUUAAUUCACCAGCUUCUGCUUGGACUGCCCAAGCCAAUCAGUGCCUACUCAAAUACUUUUGAAUGGGAAUCAGGUCUUCCAGUUCUCAAACCGAAAGCUGAACUCAAAUUGGCAACCACAUCCUUUCAUGUUGACUGCUUACUGGGAGAAGGAGCCUUUGCACGUGUCUUUCAAGCUUCUGUCCUUGAUAUGGACAACACAAAAAAUAAUCGGAAAGUCAUACUGAAAGUGCAGAAGCCAGCAAGCCCCUGGGAAUUCUACAUAGUAGUUCAGCUAACAGAAAGGCUUAAGCCAAGCUUGCGCCAUCUUUUCAUCCAGUUCUAUUCUGCUCACUUUUUCCACAAUGGAAGCAUUUUAGUUGGCGAGCUUUACAGUUACGGGACUUUGCUGAACACCAUAAACAUAUACAAAAAGCUGGUCGAGAAAGUGAUGCCUCAAGUUCUUGUUAUCUACUUCACCAUACACAUUUUGCGCAUGGUCGAAGAGCUUCACAGCUGUGGGAUAAUUCAUGGCGACAUUAAACCCGACAACUUUAUUUUCAGUGCAAGGUUUUUGGAUGACGACACCUGUGAUGUGGAUAGCGUGUCUCAUGGCUUGACCAUAAUUGACUUUGGCCGAAGCAUAGACAUGAGCCUGUUCCCUGCAGGAACUGUAUUCACAGGAAAAUGCAAAACAUCUGGAUUUCAGUGUAUUGAGAUGAUGACAAACAAGCCAUGGAAUUACCAGACUGAUUACUUUGGUAUUGCUGCAACAGUCUACUGCAUGCUGUUUGGCACAUACAUGAAAGUGAAACAGGAGGAUGGAGUCUGGAAACCUGAUGCUGUCUUUAGGAGGUUCCCUAAUGCAGACCUCUGGACUGAUUUCUUCUUCACCUUGCUGAAUGUACAAGACUGCAACCACAUUCCUUCAUUGGGAGCACUGCGGGCAAGAUUGAGAGACGUAUUUCUGAGCAGUUGCGCCAGUAAAGUGGCAGUGCUCCGUAAAAGGCUGGCAGUGUUGCUCGUGGAAAACAAACAUUCACGGAAGUGAAUCUUGGGACUCCAAGGUCCACAAACCCGCCUUAAUAGAAAAUGCUCCCCACCUUAUUGUAACUAUGACUUUAAUAAAUUUAACAGUGCCUUGUU